This is a messenger RNA of Pistacia vera, 1151 nucleotides long. RefSeq lists its product as uncharacterized. The record is from RefSeq and is a predicted model, not a curated record. The transcript has a single exon. Bases 48 to 1037 code for a protein of 329 amino acids. NCBI's taxonomy places the organism in Eukaryota, Viridiplantae, Streptophyta, Magnoliopsida, Sapindales, Anacardiaceae.
UUGUGACCUCCACCAAAAUUUGAUGAAACUGCAUUCCAUUUUGUGUUAUGGAUAAUAUUGCAAGUAAAAUCAUCAGAGCCUCAAUCUUCACCUUCCUCAAACACUUCCAAUUCUUCACCACAACCCCACUUCUUGUUUUGCUUCCUUUCUCAGCCUCAGCCCUUCUCUCACAAUCCCUUCUCAAAUCUCCUUCUCCCAUAAGCACUUCUCUCUUCAUCAAUAUCCAUGCCUCAUGCUUUCAAAAUCUUUCUCAUCAAACCAUUUUAAUCCACCUUUUCACUCUCCCUUUCACAAUCGCUUCACUUCUAAUCUCCAAAGCCUCAACAAUUCAAGCUCUAAGUAAUCCCCACAAACCAUUCACAUCUCUUUGUUGGCCUCUAAUCUUAACUGAACUUUGCAAUUUAGCGCUCAUCUCCACCAUAAAAAUGGUGGCUUUCUUGAUAUUUUCCCUUGCUUUGUCAUAUGAUAGCAUUAUCUUUUUGUCGCUGGGAAGCGUUUUUUUCAGUGGCUUACUAACAAACAUGGUGGUGAUUGGAAAUUUAGCUUUAGUGGUGGCAGCGAUGGAGAAUAAUUCAAAGGGGUAUUUAGCAAUUUACAAGGCUUAUUGUAUGCUGCUCAGAAAGGGGAAAAAAUUAAUGGUUUUAGUGCUUGCUCUGCCUGCAAAUUUAGGGCUUGGAGCCAUGGAGGCCUUGUUUGAAUACAGGGUGAUAAGGGUUUACCAUAAUUCUCUAGGAAAAAUAAGUGCUUUUAUUGCUUUUGAGGUGAUUUUGAUUGCUUAUUUGUAUUCUCUUCUUCUUGUUCUUGACACAAUUGCUUGUUGCCUCUUUUACAAGAGUUGUUCGGAGGAUGAUGAUCAAAGUGAUGAUGAUGUUGUGUUUGUUCAAAAGAAAGAGUACUCUAGAAGUGCUUCCAUGAAUGGCUUUUUGGAGAACCUACAGUUGGAGAUCAAUCUUGGAGGUGUACAUAGAAAUGAAGAAAGCGCUUUUACUGUAAAUGAAGAUUGCCUGUAUGAUUUGGGUAUAGUUGAGCUUUUAUAAAUUGUAUUAGAGAACUUAUAUUUUUGGUGUAAAAGCAACUAAAUUUGUAAUACAAAACUGGUAUAGAUUCCCAAUUUUACAUAAUUUGUAUCAAACAAAAUGGAAUUUGGAAAU